AUGCGGAAGAGCAAAUCUAACAGAAAGAGCAGUUGGGUGAUGCUCACUGAGAGCGGUGGAUAUACUCCGCUGCCUGGCGAGCAGAGCCUCUAUGUAUCUCCUCCACGAACAACCUUGUCGCUGCAGAGCUCCAAUCGAAACCCCCCGAGCCAGGCUUACUCCGUUCAAUGCAAGUCAGGCGUGGUACAUCUCACGAAUAGACGGAUAGUCUAUCUACCCGUCUCGCCCACGCCAGAGUUCCAAUCCUUUGCUGUCCCGAUCCUAAACGUACAAGACUCCCGCGUCACGGCUCCAUGGUUUGGUGCGAACAAGUGGGAGGCAGUCAUACAGCCCGUUUACGGUGGAGGAAUACCAGCACAGUUUGCUGAGCUGGAGGUCACAAUGGAAUUCAAGGAGGGGGGCGCCUUCGACUUCUCUACGACAUUUGAGAGGCUACGCGAGCGAUUACGGCAAGCUUUCGAUGUGGCAAGAGAGAGUGGCCUGACCUCAGGCGAUGGAGCAGAACUUGGAGGUGGAAGAGGGGGAGGAGCGUUGUCGGGAGUGAACCUCAACUCAGUACAUCUAGAGGACUUGCCAGCAUACGAGGAUACGAGGGGGCAGAAUUCUACCGGACGUGCAGACGCACUAUCCAGUCCACCUCCUCCACGAGACAGCGUCGUAGCGCCAUCAUCGCCUCCCAGAGAUGAGAAGUCGAGUACAGCCCGGAGCCCGCAACAAGAGACCUUUGAGCCUCCUUCGGAACCACCACCAGGAUACGAAGAGGUCCAGAGAGAAAGCGUGGCCGACGAGCUUGAGCGGAGACUUCGGGAUGCGGAUGGGAAUGAUCGACGAUAA
Molecule: messenger RNA, 834 nt
Organism: Aaosphaeria arxii CBS 175.79
Lineage: Eukaryota; Fungi; Ascomycota; Dothideomycetes; Pleosporales
Exons: 2
Coding region: 1-834 (277 amino acids)
Biological process (GO): positive regulation of DNA-templated transcription
Cellular component (GO): nucleus
Molecular function (GO): chromatin DNA binding; transcription coactivator activity
Source: RefSeq, a predicted model, not a curated record